Cebus imitator (Panamanian white-faced capuchin) is the source of this 882-nucleotide messenger RNA. It is a transcript of the gene POLR2D, whose product is annotated as RNA polymerase II subunit D. Gene Ontology annotation, cellular component: P-body; RNA polymerase II, core complex. NCBI's taxonomy places the organism in Eukaryota, Metazoa, Chordata, Mammalia, Primates, Cebidae. The coding region runs from base 48 to 476 and encodes 142 amino acids. The record is from RefSeq and is a predicted model, not a curated record. Gene Ontology annotation, molecular function: nucleotide binding; translation initiation factor binding. Gene Ontology annotation, biological process: nuclear-transcribed mRNA catabolic process, deadenylation-dependent decay; mRNA export from nucleus in response to heat stress; positive regulation of translational initiation. The transcript has 4 exons.
CCACGCUUCCGCUUCCGGUGGCGUGGGUGGUGUUGGGCGGCGCGGCGAUGGCUGCUGGCGGCAGCGAUCCGCGGGCUGGCGACGUAGAGGAGGACGCCUCACAGCUCAUCUUUCCUAAAGAGUUUGAAACAGCUGAGACACUUCUAAAUUCAGAAGUUCAUAUGCUUCUGGAACAUCGAAAGCAGCAGAAUGAGAGCGCAGAGGAUGAACAAGAACUCUCAGAAGUCUUCAUGAAAACAUUAAACUACACAGCCCGUUUUAGUCGUUUCAAAAACAGAGAGACCAUUGCCAGUGUUCGUAGCUUGCUACUCCAGAAAAAGCUUCAUAAGUUUGAGUUGGCCUGUCUGGCCAACCUUUGCCCAGAGACUGCUGAGGAGUCCAAGGCUCUAAUCCCAAGCUUGGAGGGGCGGUUUGAAGAUGAGGAACUGCAGCAGAUUCUUGACGAUAUCCAGACGAAGCGCAGCUUUCAGUAUUAAUCUCCAAACAUCCCUGCUUCUCAGAGAAACCAUGUCCCCAGGCGUAACACCACUUUCCCAGGGUCUGGGGCUGACUUGCACAGAAAUUCUACUGCAGAAGACAGUUGAGAAUUCCCUUGGAGAAAACAGCCCAGCUUGGCAUUGGGUUAGGUUGCUGUUUCAAGUAACUCAUAGGCCCAGGUGACCUGUAAUCUUGGAGCAGCCUUGUGCAGUGGCUGCUAGUGGCUUUCCCGAACGUGCCUCUGGGAAGUGUGAGGUGGGUGUGUCAUAUAAGCCACACUAUUGACUACCUCAUUCAUGGUUUUUGGCCUCCACAUCAUCUUUUAUUAAUAUUUCACUUUUUUUUUUUUUUGAGACAGAGUCUUACUCUGUUGCCAGGCACCAGGCUGGAGUGCAGUGGCACAAU